Molecule: messenger RNA, 3816 nt
Organism: Symbiodinium sp. CCMP2456
Lineage: Eukaryota; Dinophyceae; Suessiales; Symbiodiniaceae
Source: the annotation of a GenBank genome assembly
AUGCACAGGGAUCAUCACAACGAUAAUCAGUACCCCAACGCGGUCAUAGGACUAGGAUCCUACAAAGGUGGGGAGUUGUGGGUAGAAAACCACAGUUCCGAAGAAAAGAAAGAGUGCCGCGCCACAACGAAGGCGCUGCCAAACGGCCAGCAAGCUGCGGGCCAACUCCUCAACAUCCACCACCAGAUUCAGACAUUCUCCCCCAAGGCGUGGCAUGGACCGCAAGAGUGGCAGGGAAACAGGAUUGUGAUCGGUACCUACGUGACUCGUGGACAUGUGUUUCUUCAAGAAGCUGAGAGGAGCGAGUUGAAACAGUUAGGAUUUCAAGUGCCUGAAACAGCGUCCCAAGCCAUGAGUGUCGAGAGUGCUUUUGCGGUAGAGGGAUUGCGUCUUGGCCCCCACAGUCCUUUGUCCAGUCCCGAACAGAUCAAAAGACAACUGUACAAACUUCAUGCUGCUACGGGCCAUGGAAGUACGAAAAGUUUGGUCAACAUGCUGAAGCGUAGAAACGUGGAUCCGGCAGUCAUCAAACUGGCUGAAGAGUUUCGUUGUUCGGCUUGUGCCGAGAAGCAGAAGAUACAACCAAGGCAUUUAGCCUCCUUGGAAGCUCUGCCCCCAAAGCUCCACACCAUUGCUACUGAUAUUGGUCACUGGACUCAUCCUCAGACUGGUGAAAUUGUUCAGUUUAUGAUGAUUGUGGACGAGGGCAGUAGGUUUCGGGUGGCGAGGAUUUUGUCUAGGGGAUCCAAGAAACAGCCGAACGCCAGUGCUUGCAUUCAGUAUCUUCGUGAGGGAUGGGCUCAGUACUUCGGAAUGCCAAAGGCCAUCAGGUUAGAUGCUGCAGGAGCCUUCGUGAGUCAGCAGCUGACGUCCUUCUGUGAUCAAGAAGGGAUCUUUAUGGAUAACAUUCCGGCGGAUGGACAUUGGCAAAUCGGGGUUUGCGAACAGGCCAUUCGGGGUGUUAAAGAGGUUAUGGACAAGGUUUGCACUUCCCAGGAAAAUGUCAGUCCUGAAACGGCCUUGACCCAUGCUAUUGCCGCCUUUAACUCCCGUGAACAAGUUCGAGGGUUCUCUCCGAUUCAGCAUGUCUUUGGUCGCAGUCCGGACGUGACCGGAAGAUUGUUGCAACAGCCAGGCUCAAUUCCUGAGGAGUUGGUUGUUGAAAGUGCCACUGAGGAGCUGGAGGCCUCAGCUCGGUUGCGAGCUGAAGCAGAAAAGGCACAUGCUGAGUGGCAUGCAGCUCAAAGAAUCUCGCGGGCUAGGAAUUCCAAGGCCCGGCCUAAGGCGGAUUACCAAGCGGGUGACUUAGUGUACUUCUGGAGAACGCAAGAGUCCGGUCAGGGUCGCAAGGCGCCUGGCACCAAACACGGUAGAUUCUUAGGACCUGCGAGAGUGUUAGCUGUAGAAGCUCGUCGCGAGGAGGACGGUAGUCUUCGCAGUGCGAGUGUUGUGUGGUGCGUUCGUGGUCGCAACUUGAUAAAGUGCUGUGUGGAACAACUGCGCCAUGCUUCCGAGAGAGAGCAGUUGUUGGAAUCCUUGGCAGACCGUCACGGUCACGACCCAACACCGUGGACAUUCACCAAGUUGGCUGAGGAGAUUGGCGGCAAUCAAUUCCAAGAUGUUUCCAUGGAGGCACCGUCAGACGAGGAGUGGCAGAGAGCCCAAGAUGUUCUCCAGGAGAGCCCGCCUCCUCGCUAUCGAUUUCGAGGCAAGCGCGCGCAACCGGAACCAGCUGAGCAGCUGGAAGAGGAGGAAGGCCAGGAACCAGCAACAGGCUCUCGAGCACGAGCUGCUCCAUCAUCGAGCCCAGCCGCGCCAUGGACAGACGCCGUGGAGGAGCGCUGGUACCAAAAGGUGCCAGACACAGCGUGGUAUGCCCAAGAGAGUGCCUACUGGAACAACUCCACAGCUGCCGUGGAGGUGGCCAUCGAGAUGCCAGACAGCCGUCAGGGCUGGCAGAAGGCCGGUCGCUGCCUGAAGUCCUACUUUGUGGGAGCCUUGAAACGCAGGGCAGUGGAAGUGUCAGAGCGACAUCUGUCAGCCGAUGAAUUGGCACAAUUCAAGGAGGCAAAGCAAGUGGAGAUCAAUAAUUUUAUAGCCGCCAACGCCUUCGAGAGCCUCCCAGAGCACCUGGCUCCGAGUCGAGAGCAAGCAGUCAACAUGCGUUGGCUGCUCACCUGGAAGGUGAAAGAAACCGGGGGCCGCAAGGCCAAGGCAAGGGCUAUAUUAUUAGGCUACCAGGACCCCUCCUACGCCCACCGAUCUACUACAGCUCCAGUAAUGUCUCGCCAAUCCAGGCAGCUGGUUCUGCAAGCUGCUGCUAACAACUCUUGGCGAGUCUUUAAGGGAGACGUGAGUGGGGCUUUCCUUCAAGGCCGGGAUUACCCGGACAAGUUGUAUUGCAUUCCUUGCCCUGAAAUAUGUGCCGCGAUGCAGAUACCGGAGGGAUCAGUGACACGCCUCCGCAAGGCCUGCUAUGGGUUGGUGGAUGCACCACUGGAGUGGUACAGGACAGUCUCGGAGUACUUUGAAGAACUUGGACUGGUCAGGCUGUGGUCGGACGCGUGCGUAUGGGCUUGGCGCGUCAACGGCAAGCUUCGUGGCGUGAUUUCAGGACACGUUGACGAUUUCCUGUUCGCUGGAGCCGAUCAUGAUCAAGGCUGGCAGGACAUACUUCAGAAGAUUAAAUCCCGGUUCAAAUGGGGAGAUUGGGAACAAGAUGACUUCAUCCAAUGCGGAGUGCGGAUACAGCAAACUAGCCGAGGCUUUCAGUUGUCCCAGGCUCGCUACGUAGAAGACAUCCCCGAAAUUCCCUUGAACAACAGCCGACGUAAAGAUCGAGAAUCACCCACCACACCGUGGGAAAAGACCAAGCUGCGCGCCUUGUUAGGAGCAGUUUCGUGGCAUGCACAGCAAGUGGCGCCGCAUUUAGCGGCGGAAGUAGGUUUGUUGUUGUCGGAUGUGAAUGAAAGCACCGUGGCAACGCUCUUGCAGGCGAAUCAGUUGCUUCAGAGUGCUAAGGCCCGGAAGCAACAUCAGAUGCUGAUACAUGCCUACCCUCCUGAGGUUGAACUUGGUUGCUACGCUUGGGUAGAUGCUGCCAACGAGAACCGCCGAGACGGUGGUAGCACCCAAGGUAUCUUCAUUGGCAUGGCACCACUUAGCCUACUGCAAGGAGAAGUGGAAAAGAUUUCUCCGAUUUCCUGGCAGUCCCACAAAAUCGACAGGGUCUGUAGAAGCCCAGGGGCUGCUGAGUCUCAGGCUGCCGUGAACGGAGAAGAUCAGCUCUACUAUGUUCGCUACCAGUGGAGUGAGUUGAUGUACGGAGCUCCAGAUACUAAGGAUCCGGACAGUUCUGUGACUAAGGUCACCGGCUGCGUGAUAACGGACUCCAGAAACGUGUGUGACAAGCUUCGGACUGAGGUUCUCUCCAUCAAGGGAGCCGAGAAGAAAUCCAACAUUGAGCUGCUCAGCUUGAAGGAGGCUCAGGCGCGCACGAAGGUCAUCAUGCGUUGGGUACACUCCGAAGCUCAACUGGGCAACUCCCUCACAAAACACAACGCCAACAAGGAGUUGGAGUUAUACUACCGCAUGGGUCACAGCUGGCGAAUUGUGGAGGAUCCCCAGAUGCGCUCAGCUCGAAAACGGCGCACAGAAGGUCUUGAGACAUUGCAGGGUGAUGGCACUGAUGAAGUCUUUUGUUUCUUUCCGGUGCUGCUCCUGGAUGAGCCGACCUCCGCCUUGGAUGCAGCGAGCUCCGCGGAGGUGUCCAGAGCUCUCGAGCAGGUACGGGGUCUUGGGUUGAGCGACGAGUGA